AUGGCAGGGCUGCAGUCUCGAUCCGCCAUGUCUCUUCCGUUUUCCCUGUCCACGGCGUUUCGAAAUCUCUCGUUGACGGUCACGAAACGCUCAUUCUCCACGACGCUACCGGCGCAGAAGACCAAAGACCUACCGGAAUACAUUCCUCCUUAUCCUUACGGCCCGAACUACAUCUAUAAACAGUCGAAUAGCGGUCUCUACGGCGGAGCGAUGAUCCAAUUCGGAAACAAGAUUUCGAAAGGUCGCAAUGAGGGGAAGACCCGGCGAAUGUGGAAGCCGAACGUCCGACGGAAGAAGAUCCACAGCGAAGCUCUAGGAGAGGAUCUGUAUAUCAAGGUCACUCGGAAAGCGUUGAGAACGAUUCAGAAAUCUGGAGGGCUCGACAAAUACCUAUUAGACGAUCGACCAGGGCGGAUCAAGGAACUGGGCGUCUUUGGAUGGGAACUGAGAUGGAGGGUGAUGCAGACACCAAAGAUCCAAGAGCAAUUCCGACAAGAGCGAAAGAAACUGGGUCUCCCGGAGCCUCCAUCAUUUGAAGAAUGGUUGGCGCUGAAACAGGCGGAGGUCAAUGCGAGCGAACAAGAUGAGACCAAUAUCAAGGAAGCCACGAAGCCGACCUACAACAAGAAACAGUACUAG
Molecule: messenger RNA, 639 nt
Organism: Aspergillus tanneri
Lineage: Eukaryota; Fungi; Ascomycota; Eurotiomycetes; Eurotiales; Aspergillaceae
Gene: MRPL24
Product: mitochondrial 54S ribosomal protein bL28m
Exons: 1
Coding region: 1-639 (212 amino acids)
Cellular component (GO): mitochondrial large ribosomal subunit
Molecular function (GO): structural constituent of ribosome
Source: RefSeq, a predicted model, not a curated record